GCUUGAAAUAAAUAGGCAGUUCUGCGAGACCGGUCGCAUCUAAAAAUGAAAAUUGUAAUAAAGUUAAUUUUGUACAAGAAUUUUGUAUCAAGAAUAAAGAGUUUUUAUUAGAAAAAACAUUAUUGCGAAUCUUACAAUUGGUGGUGGCUUACAGCGAUGUGGGACAAUAAAUACAUAAAAACAGUAAAGUUUAAAGUAUUUUAACUUUGAGACAUAUACUAUAAGAGUAAGUCAAUAAGUUUUUAGAAAAUCUAUCAGAGGGCACUCGCAGUGUCAUGUCACAUUAUUUUUUGACAAGCCUAUCUCUUAGUUGAUUGUCAAAUUUUGAGCGGAAUUCAUCGCGUAGUUUCAUUUCUGUAGACGAUUAAAGCGAACAAUCUUUUUUGCAAAAUGGAAAAAACCGAGUUGCAGUAAUCAAACAUCUACAUAUGAAAGAAAUUAACACCGAAAAAAAUCAAAGCCAAGUUGAAUGUAAUAUAUGAUAAUGUUCAUAGCACAUCUAAACCAGUGUUUGCGACCGUAUGGGUGAAUGAAUUUAAAUGUCGUACAUCCACAUGUGAUGUACCUCGUUUGGGACGUUCAAUUGAGGCUACUAUGCCAGAAAUCAUCAAUAAAAUCCACGAUUUUGACUGAUUGACGAAUGAAAAUAUGCGAACUCGUUGAGGCCACUGACAUAUGGCACAGUGAUUUUAAUUUUGAACAAACAAUUGGGUAUGAAAAAGCUAUCGGCAAAAUGGGUACCGCAUUUGCGCUCACUGUGGACUGUAAGCGCGAUCGUGUGACGAUUUCAAAACAAUGUUUGGAGAUGUUUCAACAUAAUCUAGAUGAAUUUCUGCGUCGACUUAUUACUGUGGACGAAACAUGGAACCAUUAUUUCAUACCCGAGACGAAGGAACAAUCAAAACAAUGGACUUCAUUGGGAACCAGCUCCGAAGAAGGCGAAGAUCGUAAAGUCGGUCGAAAAGAUGAUGGUCAGUUUUUUGGGAUGCACGCGAUAUAAUUCAUAUCGAUUACCUUCCGUCGAAGCAAAUGAUCACUACGCAGCGAUUACUACGCAGCCUUAUUGGAUCGUUUCAACAACAUUUUAAAGAAAAAAUGUCCCCAUUUGGCGAAGAAGAAAGUGCUCUUUCAUCAAGACAAUGCACGGAUUUACACGUAUCCGGCACUGAUGGUCAAAUUCAAUGAAUUCCGCUACGAAUUGCUUCCCCAUCCAACAUAUUCGCCAGAUUUUGCCUUCUGCGACUAUUUUCUGUUUCCAAACUUGAAGAAUUCGGAGGAAACAGAUUCACCAUCAGAGAGCAUCUCAUCGCCGAAACAGAGGCUUAUUUUGAAGAAUUGGACAAAUCAUAUUAUUCGGCUUGAGAAAGUUGAAGAAUCUUUGGAUCAAGCUGAAAAGAGACUAUGUUGAGAAAUAAAAAUGAAUCGAAAAACUAA
Messenger RNA from Atta colombica, 1434 nucleotides. RefSeq lists its product as uncharacterized. The transcript has a single exon. Bases 641 to 1000 code for a protein of 119 amino acids. Gene Ontology annotation, molecular function: nucleic acid binding. The record is from RefSeq and is a predicted model, not a curated record. NCBI's taxonomy places the organism in Eukaryota, Metazoa, Arthropoda, Insecta, Hymenoptera, Formicidae.